UUAUAUAAAAUGGUUUUUAGCAGUGUCUUCUCUCCCUCCCAGCUGCACUCUCUAGGGUUUCUCACACAUUCGGCGUCUUCUCCGUAUUCGAAAUGGCGAAGAGAACCAAGAAGGUCGGAAUCGUCGGCAAGUACGGAACUCGUUAUGGAGCGAGUAUCAGGAAGCAGAUUAAGAAGAUGGAGGUGAGCCAGCACAGCAAGUACUUCUGUGAGUUCUGCGGAAAGUAUGGAGUCAAGCGAAAGGCUGUUGGUAUCUGGGGAUGCAAGGAUUGCGGCAAGGUCAAGGCCGGUGGUGCUUACACCAUGAACACUGCCAGUGCUGUUACCGUCAGAAGCACAAUCAGGAGGUUGAGGGAGCAGAUUGAGGGUUAAAUCUUCCUAUGCUUUGUCAUAAUUUUGCGUUGUUUUGACGAUUGUGUCUUUGGAGUACCAUGUUUUUGAUUCGAGACAUUGUUACAUUUAGCCGUGAAUCAACUAUUCCGUGACAGUUGUUUUCUGGAUUACUAUUUGAUUACGACUCGACUUUAAUUUUCUACUUA
Brassica napus (rape) is the source of this 538-nucleotide messenger RNA. RefSeq names its product 60S ribosomal protein L37a-2. Bases 93 to 371 code for a protein of 92 amino acids. The transcript has 4 exons. NCBI's taxonomy places the organism in Eukaryota, Viridiplantae, Streptophyta, Magnoliopsida, Brassicales, Brassicaceae. Gene Ontology annotation, molecular function: structural constituent of ribosome. Gene Ontology annotation, cellular component: ribosome. Gene Ontology annotation, biological process: translation. The record is from RefSeq and is a predicted model, not a curated record.